CGGGCCCUUAGAGCUGGCGGCGCGGCCCGGGCCGGCGGCGCUGGGAAAAUGGCGGUGCGGAAGAAGGACGGCGGCCCCAACGUCAAAUACUACGAGGCCUCAGACACCGUUAGCCAGUUCGACAGCGCGCGCGUCUGGCUGGGGAAGAACUACAAGAAGUAUAUCCAAGCAGAACCACCCACCAAUAAGUCAUUGUCCAGCCUAGUGGUGCAGCUGUUGCAGUUCCAAGAGGAAGUGUUUGGAAAACAUGUCAGCAAUGCACCUCUCACAAAGUUACCGAUCAAAUGCUUCUUAGAUUUCAAAGCUGGUGGUGCUCUUUGUCACAUCCUCGCAGCAGCCUAUAAAUUCAAGAGUGACCAAGGAUGGCGGCGUUUCGAUUUCCAGAAUCCAUCACGGAUGGAUCGCAAUGUGGAGAUGUUCAUGACCAUUGAAAAAUCAUUAGUGCAGAACAAUUGCCUCUCCCGGCCUAACAUCUAUUUACAUCCAGACACCGACCCUAAAUUGCAGGCCAAACUAAAAGACAUCAUCAAACGGCACCAGGGAACAGUAACAGAAGAUAAGAAUAAUGCUUCCCAUAUUGUCUUUCCUGUUCCUGGUAGCCUGGAGGAAGAUUGUACACAUACAGAAGAGUGGGUUCGGCCCAUCAUGAAGAGAGACAAACAGGUUCUUCUGCACUGGGGCUACUACCCUGACAGCUAUGACACUUGGAUCGCAGCAAGUGAAAUUGAAGCCCCUGUGGAGGAUGCCCCAACAGCUGAGAAGCCCCGAAAGGUUCAUGCCAAGUGGAUCCUUGACACAGAUACCUUCAACGAGUGGAUGAAUGAAGAAGACUAUGAGGUAAACGAUGAGAAGAAUCCCGUCUCCCGUAGGAAGAAAAUCUCUGCAAAGACUCUCACAGAUGAGGUUAACAGCCCUGACUCAGACCGACGAGACAAGAAAGGGGGAAACUAUAAGAAAAGGAAGCGUUCUCCCUCUCCUUCACCUACUCCAGAGGCUAAGAAGAAGAAUGCCAAGAAAGGGCCUUCCACUCCCUAUACCAAAUCGAAGCGGGGCCACCGGGAAGAGGAGCAAGAAGACCUCACAAAGGACAUGGAUGAGCCUUCACCUGUCCCCAAUGUUGAAGAAGUCAUACUACCAAAAACAGUGAACACCAAGAAAGACUCUGAAUCUGCUCCUGUGAAGGGGGGCACUAUGACUGAUUUGGACGAACCAGAGGAUGAGAGCAUGGAGACUGCGGGAAAGGAUGAAGAAGAGAACAAUGCUGGCAACAAAGGAGAGCAGACAAAGAACCCUGACCUUCAUGAAGACAACGUGACAGAACAGACUCAUCACAUUAUCAUUCCCAGUUAUGCAGCCUGGUUUGACUAUAACAGUGUCCAUGCCAUUGAGCGAAGAGCCCUCCCGGAAUUUUUCAAUGGCAAGAACAAGUCCAAGACUCCUGAAAUCUACUUGGCAUACCGCAAUUUCAUGAUUGACACAUACCGGCUCAAUCCACAGGAGUACCUAACCUCAACUGCUUGUCGCCGGAAUCUGGCUGGAGAUGUCUGUGCCAUCAUGAGGGUCCAUGCCUUCCUAGAACAGUGGGGACUCAUUAAUUAUCAAGUGGAUGCUGAGAGCCGGCCGACACCCAUGGGACCACCACCCACCUCUCAUUUCCAUGUUCUGGCCGACACUCCUUCAGGGUUGGUGCCACUGCAGCCCAAGACGCCCCAGGGUCGUCAGAGCGACAGUGACACCAAGGCGGGUCGGAAAACCAAGGAAAUUGAGGACCUUGUCACAGAGACGGUGAAAGGGAAACCUGAAAUGCAGACCACAGCUUCCCAGCAGAUGUUGAACUUCCCUGAUAAGAGCAAGGAGAAGCCUCCAGACAUGCAAAACUUUGGGCUGCGUACUGACAUGUACACCAAGAAGAAUGCUCCCUCCAAGAGCAAAGCUGCUGCCAGCGCCACUCGGGAGUGGACCGAGCAGGAGACGCUGCUGCUGCUGGAGGCCUUGGAGAUGUACAAGGAUGACUGGAACAAGGUUUCUGAGCAUGUUGGCAGCCGCACUCAGGACGAGUGCAUCCUACACUUCCUGCGUCUCCCCAUUGAGGACCCUUACCUGGAGGACUCGGAGGCCUCUCUUGGGCCCCUAGCCUACCAGCCCAUCCCCUUCAGCCAGUCAGGCAAUCCUGUCAUGAGCACUGUGGCUUUCCUGGCUUCGGUUGUGGACCCCCGUGUGGCAUCUGCAGCAGCCAAGUCGGCCCUAGAGGAAUUCUCCAAGAUGAAGGAAGAGGUGCCUACAGCCUUGGUUGAAGCUCACGUCCGCAAGGUGGAGGAAGCCGCCAAGGUGACAGGCAAGGCAGACCCGGCAUUUGGGCUGGAGAGCAGCGGAAUUGCAGGGACCACUUCCGAUGAGCUGGAGAGAAUAGGUGAGGGGGGCGAGCGGGGCGUCUUCCGCGCUUCAACCCGUGAAGCGCCCUCGUUGGACCUUGCCCAGUGUGCGGUGGGGACUAAGAAGGGUGCCGAGACGCAAGAGACCAGAGCCGGCCUGGCUUCCGGCCUGGAGCUCACACUCAACCGCCUGGCACAGGAAGAGAGCUGCACAGAUGAGAGUCGAGCAGAACCACAGCCAUCAGAAGAGAAGAAAGAGGUGAAGGAGCCAAGAGAAGGACCCCUGGAGGAGGAAGUAAAAGAGAAACUCGGAGAGGGGCCUAGGAAAGAAGAAGACAAGAACAAAGAGGCUGAUGGAGAGAAGGAAAUGGACAAGAAUGAUGGGGACCCCAUGGCUGAUGGAGACAAGGAGAAAGAGCCCAAGGAUGGCCAGGAAGAGGGACCCAAGGAUCUGGCCGAGAUUGAGAGUGAACGAAAGACCAAGGUGGAGAGGGACAUUGGUGAAGGUAACCUCUCCACUGCAGCAGCUGCUGCUCUGGCUGCUGCAGCAGUAAAGGCAAAGCACUUGGCAGCAGUGGAGGAGCGUAAAAUCAAGUCCCUGGUGGCCUUGCUGGUAGAGACACAGAUGAAGAAACUUGAGAUCAAGUUGAGGCACUUUGAGGAGCUGGAGACCAUCAUGGAUCGGGAGCGUGAGGCACCAAGGAGAUGCAGGGUGAACACAGGCAUGGCUCAUGACUCCUCUGAUAUCGUCCAAGCAGCAGACUAA
Gekko japonicus is the source of this 3138-nucleotide messenger RNA. RefSeq names its product SWI/SNF related, matrix associated, actin dependent regulator of chromatin, subfamily c, member 2 (gene SMARCC2). The coding region runs from base 49 to 3138 and encodes 1029 amino acids. The record is from RefSeq and is a predicted model, not a curated record. NCBI's taxonomy places the organism in Eukaryota, Metazoa, Chordata, Lepidosauria, Squamata, Gekkonidae. Gene Ontology annotation, molecular function: nucleosomal DNA binding; histone binding. The transcript has 28 exons. Gene Ontology annotation, cellular component: npBAF complex; nBAF complex; SWI/SNF complex. Gene Ontology annotation, biological process: positive regulation of DNA-templated transcription.